AUGGGCAUCGUUAAGGUCAAUGUUAGGAGGAAAGAGGGAGAUCAUUAUGUCCAGCAAAGCUCUCCCAUAGCUGCUAUCCACGAUCAUGAACACGCAGAGAGGAUUAUCCCAGAAAGGAAGCAUUUUGACGAUUCCGAGGUUGACUUUGAGGUCGCUGACGUGGACUGUGAGCUCAUCAAGAUCAGAGAUCAGAUAUGCAGCGUGCCCUACGAUUUGUAUGACCUAGCUAACCUGAAAGAGGUGCUAUCCCUGGAGACUUGGAACUCGUGCUUAAGUGAAGAAGAAAGGUUCUCUCUCACAGCUUAUCUCCCCAACGUUGACCAAGAAACCUUCUGGCUGACAAUAAGGGAGCUACUCGGUGGAGAGGACGUCUUCUUUGGGAGCCCUCUUGAUGUCUUCUUCCAGAGACUGAAAGGCGGGUUGUACUCUCCGAGGGUGUCGCAGAGCAGAGAAGCCCUUCAGUUCGUACACCGAUGUGGUCAUUACCAUUCACUGAGAUUGUACCAUGAGAAAAUGGCUCAGACAUUCAUCAGCAUGCAGAAAGCCUGGAGAGAGUGCCUACCCAGCACCACUGCCGAGGAAAGGAUUGACAUAUGGAACAGGCAGAAAGCUCCUGCAAAGCCCGUUUAUAUGGUCGAUCUGAACGCAUUGCCCGCCGACGAAGAAGCCCCGCUGGCGGGGGACCGAAACAUGUCUUCCCCUCCACUGUCAAAGAAGACGACGAGCUCUGCCGAUGACAGAGUCAUCAGGGAUACCCAAUUCUCCCCCGCCAUUUAUGGUGGUUCAGCAGCUUCAUUUCCUAGGAUGAAGCCAAAGGGGGUGCUCAAGAUCAGGUCGGCCUCAAGAAUUUCAGAACCAGGCACAACAAACCAAUCACUGCCAUGUGAUUCAUGGGGAAAGCUUAGGAUGCAGCCGAAGGGGGUUUUGAAGAUAAGACCCAGGAGUGAUCCUCUGCUGAAACCCUGGGACCCAAUGCCUGUUGAAUCAUCUGGGUUUCCGGCAUUUAGCUUUUCUCCUCAGCAAUCUGUGUUCGAUCUGACUAACAUCUGUAAUGAAUCUCCAUUACCCUACCAGAGAUACAAAUAUGGGCCUUUCAGUGAGAGCGGUGAGCUGCCUCUACUGGUAAGAGAGUCACUGAACAGAGAUGCCGGGCCCUUCAGUGACCUACCCAGAAGAAAGCUGCGGAAAGUGGGGUUUCAUAGUGAGGAAGAAGGCCAUUUCUUCCCCCUGAAGAAUCUCCGAAAAUCGCAGGUUGACCCUCAUAAGCUUGACGACAUCGGAGACCAGUGGGCCAUGGGACUUCCCUUGAGCUCCAAAGAGGAGAGGACGCCGAUGCCAUCACUGGCUUCAGGAACCCUUCAGAAAAUCUCAGCUGUCGACACAGAAGACAGUGAAGCCUUCGAUCGGCCAGAGCAUCGACGAAGAGAAAACAGUGGAAAAGUGCCUCUGAAAAUGCCGUCCGACCCCCCGUUGACUUACCAGAGGAAGAAGGGCCCUUCAAAGCACACCGUAUUGAAGCCUCUCCGCUACCAGCCGGCUGGAACAGCUGAUCUGAAGAUGGGCUUGGCAAAGGGGGGAGAUAGAAAUCGGAUGGAAGAGACAAAAUCCAUGAAGAUAAAACUGAAGAUGUGGAACGCUCCUGAUAACCAAUAUAAGCAGGGACUUUUGAACAGCCUCUGA
Messenger RNA from Spirodela intermedia, 1680 nucleotides. The record is from the annotation of a GenBank genome assembly. Lineage: Eukaryota; Viridiplantae; Streptophyta; Magnoliopsida; Alismatales; Araceae.